CCGGAGAUCUCAGCAGAAUUCGGCUCUGGAAGAGUUUCGGACACGUUUUUGUUUUGGUCUUUGAGAUUUUAAGAGGCAGAGAACUUCAGAAUUAAAAUGCCCGGUGGAUUGGAAUCGCGGCUCGCCUGGUGCCUUGCACUGACCCUCGCCUUGAGUUGGGCCGGAGCCGGUGCCGAGGAGUGUGUGUACCCUUGUCGCUGUGACCCGAGACCCCUGCACUGCCCGGCCGGGGUGAGUGUUCUGACUGACGGCUGCGGUUGCUGCAAGGUCUGCGCUCGGCAACUGGGGGACGAUUGCAGCUCCCUGCUCCCCUGUGACCGGCAUCGGGGCUUGUACUGCGAGCUGCCCACACGCAACACCCGGCAGGGCGGCAUCUGUCUGGCCAGGGAGGGUGCAACGUGUGACAUGGGAGGAAUGGUCUACAGGAGCGGGGAGACCUUCCAACCAAGCUGCAAGUAUCAGUGUACUUGCAUGGAUGGAGCUAUCGGCUGUGUUCCUUUCUGUUCCGACGAUGUGCGUCUGCCCAGCCCGGAUUGUCCCUCUCCCAGACGGAUUAAGAUCCCUGGAAAGUGUUGCGAGGAGUGGGUUUGUGACACGCGGCGUGAUCGACCUGUCUUCAAUGCUGCCAUGGCAGUUUAUAGACAAGAAGCUAUUUAUGGACCUGAUUCAAGCCAAGUGCGUGACAACUGUAUUGUCCAGACCACUGACUGGAGUGCGUGCUCAAGGACGUGCGGAAUGGACAUUUCCACCAGAGUGACCAACGACAACAAGAAAUGCCGCCUGGAGAAGCAGAGCCGGCUGUGUAUGGUCCGUCCCUGCAACACCCAGCUCGAGCGCAGCAUCAAGAAAGGCAAGAAGUGUGUCCGUACCCCGAGGUUGUCCAAGUCGAUGAAGUUUGAAUUUUCCGGCUGCACCAGCACGAGGUCCUACCGGCCCAAGUUCUGCGGAGUGUGCACGGACGGCAGGUGCUGCACCCCUCACUCCACCACCACCCUGCACGUGGAGUUUAAAUGUCCUGACGGAGAACUGAUGAAGAAGAAGAUGAUGUUCAUCAAGACUUGCUCCUGCCACCGCGACUGCCCGUCCGCCAACGACAUCUUUCUGUCCAUCUAUUACAGGAGAAUGAUUGGUGACUAUGCUGCAUAAAGGGCAUUGGCAUCUCAUCAUUGACUGGCUCGAGCAGCCCCUGUGAACAUCACCCCAAGACAAAUAAAUGCUUGCGGAUAUUAGAGUGCGUUUCCUCAGAUUACAGGGAUAGUUGAUUAUGUACAAACUCUUGUUUUCAUCAUAUGUGGUGAUCAUUGUCCUUGUGUGAAGUGCUGUAAAAUGCAGUCAAAUAUUUCAACGUCACUAAUGGAGAUGUGAAAUUUGAAACUCAAGCAUGUUUAAAUGAGUCCAAUCGCCCGUACUUUAAUUUCUCACCGCGCAGUCUAGGCUUGUGUCCUAAUAAGUGAACAGCUCUGCUUUCAACCAGCGUUGAAAGAUCAGAGGACAGUGGCGGUGAGCUACUGUGGAACAAAGUGGGGAAAUUGUAUCUGUUGCUCUUUAAUGAUUGUAGGGCUUGUGUGGCCUGUGAACAAGGUGGCCACCAACCCACCCUCCCUACCCCUUUGUGUUCAUAUACACACUGGAAGUAUCCCUUUCCCAUUCCCACACUGACCUUUCUGUCCUGGGUCUCCUCCAUUGUCAGAGUGGGGCUAAACGCAAACUGGAGGAACAGCAUCUCAAUUUUCGCUUGGGGCAGCUUAUAACCCAGCGAUAUGAAUAUGAUUUCCCUAACUUCAAGUAACCCUUGCAUCUCCUCUCUCUCCAUCCCUCCCCCGCCCAAGUCACGCCAACUUUUCGUUCCCACCUAGCUACUGUUAAUAAUGAGCUUUCCUUUAUCAAUGUUACACUUUUGCUUAUCAUCCAUUCAAUUGUUCCAUAUCUCUCUCUACACUAUCGUCCACGUCUCUUCUUUCCCUUUCCCGUGACUUUCGGUCUGAAGAAGGGUCUCGACCCGAAACGUCACCCAUUCCUUCUCUCCAGAGAUGCUGCCUGUCCCGCCAAGUUACUCCAACAUUUUGUCUCUACGGUGGUAUCAAGGAUCACUGAUAUCGGGUCCCUGACGUGAACACCAUGAAUGGGUUUCGGAGCGGUGUUAUUGAGCAUACUGCAGCAUUGCUGAUGACACUUGGUUAAAUCUCCUUCAGUUUUUGAUCCUUUUGACUUGUGACCAGGUUGUGUCCCAUGCAAUCAGUUAUUUCUUGAAUGAAACCCAAACGUAUAUCACAAGAGACCAUUGUUUUAAGAUUGACUUGUGAUUAGUGUAAAUAUGUGUACAGUUUUAUACUCUAAUAUAUAUUAUCACAGUGUGUUUUGAAUCGUAGGCUGGUUGUUAUAGACAAUGUUUGGAAAAGAAGUAAAUAUUUGCUGUGUUUUUAGAAUAAAAUUCUAUUUUUCUACAAA
Amblyraja radiata (thorny skate) is the source of this 2448-nucleotide messenger RNA. RefSeq names its product CCN family member 2-like. The transcript is spliced from 5 exons. The record is from RefSeq and is a predicted model, not a curated record. Gene Ontology annotation, cellular component: extracellular region; extracellular matrix. NCBI's taxonomy places the organism in Eukaryota, Metazoa, Chordata, Chondrichthyes, Rajiformes, Rajidae. Gene Ontology annotation, molecular function: integrin binding; heparin binding. The coding region runs from base 97 to 1146 and encodes 349 amino acids. Gene Ontology annotation, biological process: positive regulation of cell differentiation; signal transduction; cell adhesion.